AUGCAAAAUGAACUAGAAACGAACUUAAUGAUUUAUAUAGAUCCCGCUCAAGCACGUGACCAGCAAUCAUUAGAAAAUGCUGUGAAUGAAAUCGAAACAAUUAUUGAUGAAGAAGGAAGAUUCUUAGAUUUACUUGGAAAUUUUGAAAAUUUCCAAUUUGAACAAACAAAAUCGUUCACCUUUGAUCUACUAAGAACUAUUAUCCACCUUAGAUGGAACGAAAUAGAACAAAAUUUCGAUAACGUUUAUUACUUUCUAUUUGUGCUUACAACACAACCUCAAAUUUAUCAAAAACUUACAGUCGCAGAAAAAUUAGCUGAAACGCAAGCAUUUUUCAUGGCAAGAGCUUUUCCAACUUUAAUUCAAGAUUUACUUCAACCAUUUAACGAUUUACAGAAAAAUAUUCGUCCCAUUAUACAAUAUCGCUUUAUUAAAAUGUUUUCAUACAAUAUAGCUUAUCCAAAACCUCCCGUAAUUUUUCAUGAAAAAUUAUAUGUAGAUUAUAUAAAACCAUUCUUCGAAAUUUUAUUCUCAUUUACAUCUGGUGUCAAUACAGCACUCGAAGCGUUAUCAUACCUCGUGAAAUGGGCUUCAAUUUACAAUUGGUACGAUGAAGAGCGAUAUUUUCAAAUAUUAAUGGAAUGUUUCAAUAAAAAUGGUCUUAGAUCUCUUGUUGCCGAUGUAAUUUCUUCUCUUCUUUGUUCUGUUGAUGGAAUUACAGAUAGAUUUAAUUUAGUCGACGAAAUACAAAAGGAAUUAGAAAGAUACGAAGCAGAACAAGAAGCCAAAGAAAAAGAUCCUCAUAUCAUCUUCGCAAAACUCGCAGCGAGUGCAGGAAGUUCAAUAAUUUCAGAUCCACAAUGUGAACCUUAUUUUGUAUUGGCAUUAUCAUUCCUUCGAUCUUCAAAGAAUGAAUCUCACGCUAGAGAGAUCAGCAACUUCGUUCUUGACUUCAUUUCAGAUUUUGUCGAAAAUUUCCCCGAUCACGCGCCAUCUGUAAUUGAAACGGUUUGUUUGAGACUCGGAAACCGUUUUGGAUCUGAAAAAUUUACAAUUGAUGAUAAUCUCAACAGAUAUUGCUCGCUAGCGUUUACUUGCUUGAAAUCAUCGCAAGUUGCAGCUUCAAAUACAACACCAGAAGGUGCAGAACCAGAAAAUUCGUCUUUAAAGACCUUAUUUUCAAUAUUAGAAUUAGAUAUCUCAGAAAACACGAAUUUAGUAUCUGCAGCCUUACUUGUUAUAUACCAAUGCUCUCAAAUGGGCUUUGCAUUCAAUGGUUUGACUGAAAUAAUCCCACAAUUAUUAGAAAAAACAGGAGAACUUGAUCCUUCGUUCAUGGCCUUCCAUUUCUCUGUAUAUAGGAUCAUAUUUAUUUGCAGCGAAGAAGAAUUAGGCAGUGAAUUUAUAAAUGAAGUUUUUAAUCGUUUGGCAGUCAUCAUUUCGACAACUUUGAGUGAAAGCGAAGAAGAUGAUAUUGAUAUGCGUAAGAGAUUUGUCACUGUUUUGUUGGAUUUUGUUAAGAAAUUUGCAAAAUCAAUUAAUAUUCAGACUUUAUACGAAACAGUUACAACUUUGCCAACAAAUAUUCCAAAUGUUUCUUCAAUUUAUUCGUAUAUGUUCGAUUUACUUGAUGUUGAUGCACAAAAUCAAUUAUUAAAUUAUUUGGUUGAAGAAAUGACCAAAAACGAAUGUUUCCAGAAUUUGUUCAACUUCUUAUCCAAAAUACUCUGUCCAAAUGAUGAAUCUUUCAAGCAAGAGUUAUCAUCUUUUAUUAUUCAAGCCAUAAACGACCAUUCUGGCGAUAAAGACCUACUUCCAUCGAUAAUUCAGUCAAUCUCAUGCCUCAGUAUCGAUGGAUUCCAGAUUUUGGUGAGUUUAGUUGAAAAUUACCAAGAAAACGCUUUGAUUAUUUCAUCAAUCCUUUAUUCCUUCAAUGUCAUAAGGAAAACAUUGCCAAAAUAUGCUAAAAUAGCUUCAAAACCAGAGCUAAACGGAUUAUUAGAUAAUGAACAAUUUAUUGAGUUCAACAACACAUUGUUCAAUGAAUAUUUCAACAUUUUGGAUAAAUACUGGUCCGCACCACAGUCACAAAGCAUGAAAUCUGUGAUUUUGGGGAUGAUUAUCAACGGAACAAAUUUAUUCAAGACAACUAUCAGACAAUUUAUAUCUGAUGAUGCUAAAACAGACUUAUUACAGAUGGAAGCAGAUGUUUUGUCCCAUUAUUACGAUAAUCCACACAUAUUUACAACAAUUGUCCAAUUUGCGAGGGAAUCAUGUGAAUCUUUCCCAAUAGAUGUGCUUAAAUACUUCAUUAGACCAUCAAUGAACUUCCUUUACUCGCAAAAUUUCACAAUUAAUUCUCCGAAAUGGGAUAAUGUCGUCAAAAACGUCAUUUUAUUGCACAUGGCAUUGUAUAAUAAGCUUCCUGAUGAUUUCUUGCCAUUAUUCCGCGAAGCUUCACUUGAUGCUUACAAAGCUCCAGAAGAAGCAGUAGAAAGCUACAUCCAGCAGCUUGUGAAGCUUAAAGCUAGUCCAACAGACAAAGACUCCCUUGAAGAGGCAAGAUUGUUCUUCGCAGACUUAGCUGUUGGUUUUUAA
Trichomonas vaginalis G3 is the source of this 2598-nucleotide messenger RNA. RefSeq names its product armadillo (ARM) repeat-containing protein family. The record is from RefSeq and is a predicted model, not a curated record. The transcript has a single exon. Bases 1 to 2598 code for a protein of 865 amino acids. NCBI's taxonomy places the organism in Eukaryota, Parabasalia, Trichomonadida, Trichomonadidae.